UGGUAUCAGAGCACGGUCACCGUAGAACAAGGUUCAACGACCUCCGGUGCUAAUCAAAAUGGCGUCGGGUUCCAAGAAUAAUGCUCCACUCUAUUUGGCUGACGGAUUUUCUCAAAAUCGGCCUCCCAGGUUUGAAGGAGUUAAUUAUGGAUAUUGGAAAUAUUGCAUGGAAUUAUUUGUUGGAUCUACAGAUCCAAAACUCUGGGCUAGAGUCAUCAAGGGUCCGUAUGAGCUCAAAGAGGAUCAAGAAAAAUGGACUGACGAGGACUUUGAAAAAUUUCAACAAAACUGCAAGGCAACUAAUCUUAUGUACUGUGCACUCGGUCCAGAAGAAUAUCACAAGGUUGCCGGUUGCAAGACUGCUAAGGAAAUUUGGGAUAAACUUCAGGUUACGUAUGAAGGUACAUCUCAAGUCAAAACUUCUCGAAUUAAUUCUUUAAAACAGCAAUUCGAUUUGUUCAAAAUGGAAGAAGGAGAAACAAUCCGGCAAAUGUACGAGCGUUUCACAAACAUUGUGAACAGUCUGGAGAAUCUUGGGAAAUCAUAUGAAAGUGGAGAUCUUGUUCGAAAAAUAUUAUGGAGUCUCCCAGAGCAAUGGACUCCAAAGGUAACUGCAAUAGAGGAAGCUAAAGAUCUAGAGAAGUUAGCUAUAGAUGAACUCAUCGGGUCAUUAGCAACUCAUGAGGACAAGCUCAACAAGGGAAAUCAUGAUAAAGGGAAAAAGGGGAUAGCCUUCAAGGCUACCACAUACAAUGAAGACACAGAAGAUCUCGAUGAUAUGGAGGAUGAGGAAUCGGCUCUACUAAGCAAACAAAUUAGUAGACUACUUCGAGUAAGAAGAGAAAAACGAAGAGGAAACUUCGUCAACAAGAAUAGAGAAGUUGAGAAAGAAGGUGGUACAACAAAAUACCCUCAAUCAAGAACUUUCCACAAAAGCAGGAUUGAACAACUUCAGUCGGUUAAGGUUCAAAACACAACCGGAUGCUUUAGAUGUGGAAAAAACGGGCAUAUCAAGGCUGAAUGUCCUCUAGCAAGAAAAGAACGAGCCAUGGCUGCAACAUGGAGCUGUAGCGAAGAAGAAGAUGAGGAUGGAGAGGAAACAAGAGAAGAAAGCUACAUGGCAAUUGAUGUUGAAGAGCCAUCAGAAAGACAUAACUCAAACGAGGUAAAACCUUCCAACCAUACUCAUUUCAGUGACAGUGAUUACUAUAGUGAUGAUGAUCUAUUAGUAUCCACUAUCAAGGAAAUUCAGUUAGAGUUUGGAAACGUUAAAGUAAAAUACUCUAAACUGAAAUCUGAUCAUGCCAAAAUAAUCAUUGAAUAUGAUGAACUAAAGAAGGAGGCGAUAAGAUUAAAAGAAGAGUUAGAUGAAACUGCUAAGAAAGUUGAAGUUUUAGAAAAUGAGAAAUCGAGUCUCACGACAAAACUUCAAGCAUCAUUAGAAGGGAGUAAGAGUGAAUCUCUGAAAAAGGAAGGUAAAUCUUACCUAAAUCAUUCCACUAAGGGAUGUUGUGAAAAAUUAGGAUCAAAUUAAUGUAGUAAAGGUAAGUCGAAGAUUUUUGGAGAAUCAAUUAAGCAUGAGAGGAAUGGAACAUUAACACAAAGAUAUAGAAACAUACAAUGUUUUUAUUGUCAUAAAGUUGGGCACAUUAGGCGAGUAUGCAGAAAGAGAAUACAAAAUGAAAAAUAUAGAACUUGUUUUACUUGUCAUCAAGUCGGUCACAUUAGUAAAUUUUGUUCUCUUAAAGAUCACAAACAAACUGUAUCCAAGAAAGUCUGGAUACAAAAACCCAAAACUGCAUGACUGCUAAUGGCGCAGGUUUGCUUCCAAGUGAGCAUGGAGGCAACUGAAUGGAUAUUAGACAGUGGAUGCUCACACCACAUGACAGGAAAUCGAAACCUAUUCACCACUCUCAAAGAAGGUAAAGGUGGUAAGGUAUUUUUUGGUGACAAUAAUUCUGCCGACAUAAUAGGAAGAGGAAUAGUAGGUUCAGAUCCUUGCAUUGAAAAUGUGAUGCUAGUAAAAGGUCUUAAGCAUAAUCUGUUUUCUAUUAGUCAAAUGUGUGGCAAAGAUAAGAGGAUAAUUUUUGAACAUGAUUGCUGCUACAUCGAGUCUUUGGUGGAUAAGAAAGUGCUUUUCACCAGUAGACGUAAAAAUAAGUUAUAUGUCAUAGAUCUAGAUGAUAAAAAGUGUUUCAAGGUAACUUGUCUAAUGUCAUUAGAAAAGAAUGAUCAAAUAGAUUGGCAUAGGAAGCUUGGACAUGUGAGUAUAGGAAUUCUGUCUAAACUUAGUGAUCUUGAGCUAGUCAGAGGUCUGCCUAAGUUAAAAGGCAAAAAGGAAUUCUUUUGUGAUGCUUGUGCUAAAGGGAAGCAUACAAGGUCAAGCUUCAAGAGUAAGUCGGUAAUAUCGACAUCGAGACCACUUGAACUACUUCAUCUUGAUCUCUUCGGACCAACCAAUGUGGUAAGCUAUGGAGGUAAGUCCUAUGCUUUUGUAAUUGUAGAUGACUACUCUCGUUUCACUUGGGUAUUGUUUCUAGCCAGCAAAAGUGAAGCUUUUCAAAAUUUUGAGUCUCUAACUAGGAAAUUGGAAAAUGAAAAACAAUCUAAGGUUGCUAGCAUCAGAAGUGAUCAUGGUGGAGAAUUUAUCUCAGAAGAGUUUGAACUCUUCUGCAAUAAGCUAGGGCUAAGUCACAAUUUUUCUGCUCCUCGAACUCCGCAACAAAAUGGAGUGGUGGAAAGGAAAAAUCGGACUUUAAUUGACAUAGCUCGAACAAUGUUACAUGACUAUGGUUUGCCUAAGUACUUCUGGGCUGAAGCCAUCAAUACUGCAUGCUAUAUUACUAAUCGAGCUUUGAUCAGAUCUGGAAUUAAGAAGACUCCUUAUGAGAUUUGGAGAGGAAGAAAACCCAAUCUGAGUUACUUCCAUCCCUUUGGUUGCAAGUGCUUUGCACUAAAUACCAAAGAUCAUCUUGGGAAGUUUGAUGCUAAAUCCGAUGAAUGUGUGUUUUUGGGCUAUUCCAUUACUAGCUGAGCAUAUAGAAUAUUCAAUAAAAGGACUCUCAAAGUGGAAGAGUCCAUAAAUGUUAUAUUUGAUGAAUCUGCUAAUGAGGUUUCAGAUGAGAUAGAUGAAGAUGAUUUUGGACUUGGUGGGAGCUAUGAUCUACCAAGGACAUCAAACACGGAGAAAUCUGAACCCAUAAUGAUCAUUUCUGAAUAUCAAGAUAAAACUGUAAGUACUACAAACUCUCCAAUCGAGCAAGACCAUGAAGUAAGACAAUCUCCUCCUUAUAUUGCCAAACGUCAUCCAUCUUCACUUAUGAUAGGAGGGCUAAAUGAAGGUAUGGUCACUCGCUCUAGAAAUUCAAUUGUGCAUACUGCUUUUGUGUCAUUGAUUGAACCUAAAAACGUGCAAGAUGCCUUGAAUGAUGAAAAUUGGAAUGCUGCUAUGAAUGAUGAAAUGAGUCAGUUUGAACGAGCUAAUGUGUGGGAGUUAGUACCUAGACCCCCUAAUAGAGUUAUUAUCGGGAC
Linum trigynum is the source of this 3531-nucleotide messenger RNA. The record is from the annotation of a GenBank genome assembly. Lineage: Eukaryota; Viridiplantae; Streptophyta; Magnoliopsida; Malpighiales; Linaceae.